Effrenium voratum is the source of this 232-nucleotide messenger RNA. Lineage: Eukaryota; Dinophyceae; Suessiales; Symbiodiniaceae. The record is from the annotation of a GenBank genome assembly.
GGUUACGCGCUGCUGAACUGGUUCCAGGGCAUGGUGGGUGCUGUGCUGCCGGCCCACGAGCGCGCGAAGAGCGGGUGUGCCUACGGCAUGCUGCACCAGACCUUUGCACCACAGGAGUUGAGCAAUUACGACGACAACGACUAUUAUAAAGAGUACUACGGCGUCAUCAUCGUACGGACCCUGCUGUUCCUCGCUGGGCUGAUUUGGAUGCAGCACUUGAUGGUGAGGAGGG